Molecule: messenger RNA, 12399 nt
Organism: Plasmopara halstedii
Lineage: Eukaryota; Oomycota; Peronosporomycetes; Peronosporales; Peronosporaceae
Exons: 2
Coding region: 1-12399 (4132 amino acids)
Cellular component (GO): peroxisome
Source: RefSeq, a predicted model, not a curated record
AUGGAGCAAUCAACGCUGCAUUCCGCGCCGCCCUGCGUGGAAGAGUUGAUCCUCUCAGGCUCCGAUAUAAAUGUGCUUAACCGUACAGCACUUUCACUAUGGCACUUUCGACAAAUGGUGGUAGAGUUGGUGCCGUCUGUAGCUGCGUCCGUUGAUCCCGAAGAAGAUCACAGCCUUAGAUCGCCCGAUAAAGUCGUCGCGCCAUAUCCCAAUCGCGGAAUAGAAUUGGGUGAGGGCAUGAAUGUAGCCGCUGUGUUGUAUAAGGAGGAUAAAAAGGCUUUAGAUAUUGGGAAGAAAAGUGUGGACGCAGAGUUGUCAGAAGAUCACAGGAACUGGAUAGAUAGACCAACGCUGCGACAGCAAGGCAAAACAACGCACAUAGUAGGACGCUUGACGCCGAACACCCGUGUUUCCGCUGUAUUCGAACGAUACCGAUGCGUUCUCUGUCUAGACGCGUCACCAUCUAUAUUAUCCAUCGACCCGUCAUCUGGACGGCUUUUCUUAGACCUGCUGUACGAAAGUGUGGAACUUUUUAUUUGGAGCAUGUUGAGGCCUAUGGAAAUAGGAGGCGAGGCUUUUACUCCAGAGAUCCAUGUGUCAGUAUUGGUGCAAGGAGCACUCGUUGAAUCGCUUUGCGUAUUGAUGCAGGGUUACAUUGUCACCCCACUAAAUGCUUUAAAAUUCUUACAGCUCAUAAAGGAACGACUCCAGCUCAUCGAAAACGACUGGGCACUUCUAACCCAAAAACGCGGUCAGUGGGGGUAUUUAGGAAACGCUACACCAGCAUCACUGGAUUGGAUCCUGCAAAACGUCGUGUUUGCACUCAAUUCAUUGCCGACAGAUUGUACACCAAUGAUGGUACUAGUUACAGAUGGCGUGGUGGAUGUUCGGGAUGUAUAUUCGUAUGACAAUUUACUGAUGCAGCUCGUCCGCCAUGAUGUUCAGUGCCAUUUUUUGAGGAUCGGUGGUGGUGAUGAGGAUGAGCUGAACUUGACGUUUGGAUUCGUACCAGAUACUCAUCUGCUGCGUUUUGUAGCUGAAUACACUGGUGGUACGGUGUUUAAUUACGCAGCGCUCUGUGAAGCCUGCUACGCCACAACGAGUAUCUCGAGCAAUGUUGUUCAAAAGAUGACCGAUUUACAGGAUGCGUGUUUUGUUCGAAAAUCGAGUGUGCACGCAAAUUCAGCACCCGUGGUAAAGCUCAACGAAAUGAAUAGCACAUCAUUUGACAAACGAACACUGUUGCCUCUUCGGCCAUAUCGGAUGUGGCGUGAUAAAGUUCACGAAUAUCGUAUUUUUGCCGACGUUAAUCGUAUCGUCGAGGCACGAUUUCGUGAAGGAUUCUUGAUCAAUAAGGUUUAUGUCAGGAAUUACCAUCAGCCUCUCGUGACGGACAAAGGUACAAUUGAUUCCCCAGGUAGUAACAAUACAGCGCCAAGCAACGAAUCCACUAAGAUUCUAAUUGUGUUUCUACUCCAAUGGAAAGAGAAUGUAUGGAUCGAGUACGUAGUCUCAUCUACGACUGAUAACUCAGCGACACAAGCAGGAUCAGCAGGUACUAUACCGCACUUAGGCCGCCGGUCAAGCGGUCAGGGCAUGAGAGGAAUGAGUUCUUCAUUUUCUACAAGAAAGGUGUCUACUAUUGUUUCGAAGGAUCAGAAAGCGGCGUGGAGAGAGUGGCACGUGAAAAUGAAUAUCUUGGCGUACGCAGACUUUCUUCGUGCAUUUAAAGACGCGAUACAGCGCUCGCCAGUUGGCACAGACCGUGGUGGCUCAUCCAGGGACUCUUCGGGAAAAAUCUCCUUGUCAUCGCCGCAUUUUGUGCAAGAUUUUAUCCGUAAUGUUCAGGAUGUUGAUCGUGUGUUGCUGCAUCUAAUGACGGCAACAGCUAGCAUUAACGAGAGUAACGACUCGUGUGCUAGCCAGUUUUCUUUUGGAACAAGUACAAGUGUGGAUUCUGUUUCAAGAACUUCUAAAAUCACAAGCUCUCACCCAGUCUUUAACAUCAUUGGAGAGCUAUCAACGGUGCUGUGGCAUCGCUGGUUCACUGUGGAGCGGCUUGAAAUUUUGUGCAUCGUCAAAAGUGAUGCGUGCGCCGACUAUUUUUACAAAAAUGAACUGCACAAUGCAGUUGAAGGUGGCAACCAAAGCUCGCUUUUGGACACUUUAAAAAUUACUUCACACCGAGCAAUUCACACUAAUGGCGUAAAUGUGUAUGGGAUGAGCAAUGGGCAUAUAUCAAUUGGAGUUGAAAGUCUUGCCGAGCCACUUAUGGCAAUACUAGUCAAGUGGUCGUCUCAGAAGCUUUCGCGGGACUUAUUUUUGAAGUUUCUCCCACCAACUUUCUCGGACAAAGGUCAUGCGCAUCCUAGAAAUAAGGCAUCGCCAGCUUCGGCAACGACAUCUGGAGGGGUCGCUCAACGGCGAAGACAACGCAGUCAUACCGGUAUGUCUGCAGAAGAUGCUGGUAAUGGUGACAAUAACACGAGUACUAGCGAAAGCAAUGGAGCCCUUUGCUUUGUGCGGCUUGAGGUUAAAAACAAAACGCUGUGCACUGUAAAUGUGGCUUUUUUCGCGACGAGGUCAUCAACUCGACGCCGUGUAUUGAAUGAUCUAAAGAGUACAAUAUUUGCUGGUAUAAAUGAAGGUCCUGGGACACUUUCUCCAGCAAAGUUGCUCCCGCCGUUGCCGGCUGAGGUUUCGGUAAUUCUUUGUCACCGUAUGCUGAGCCGCUUGCUUGUUACCCACGACACCCUUCUCCUCCACGAACUUGACCAGACAUCUGAUUCUUUUGACUAUUACACAGCAUCGCCAUCGUUGGGAUCUGAGAAGGAUGCAGGAGCAGUUCCUUUUUCAUCUAAAUGCUGUGGGGGAAGUGAGAUGCAAUUACAAAGAGUUUUUGGCGCUUACGUAUGGCAUUCAAGCUGGAAAUGGGAAGUGGCGAACUUACAGACAUUAUUGGAUGUGAUGCGACGCCUUCAUGAUGCCCAUACAUGCUUGAUGACCUCUUUUUGGAUGGAACCUCAGCAUGGUACCGUCAAGACACAGUUAUCUAAUGAAGUUGGCCACCACGAUACUUUGCAUUGGAGUCUGAAACAAGCCAUCGGGCACAGCAUGCCGUUCGAAAGAUAUGAGAGCUAUAGUGCACACCAAACCAGCAUUGCUCGUGCUUCUACCCUGGUGCCUAUUCCAUCUCCAAGCCCCGAAAAUGCUGAGCACAAGCCGUUAACACCAGAAAAUGUGAGCUCUGGAUGGCUCAAAAGCUCCACUUAUCUAGGUGAAAGUGAACUGUUGCAUCUCAUCCGUAAUUAUUUCAUUGAAAGUGACUGCCACCUUCUAUCGUGUCUGUACACCUUCGAUUGCAUCAUGAAUUUGCGCGAGAACAUUGAGAUGUCAAAUGCGUUGAGCAAAAAUGCUGGUUGUGUUGUUGGCUCUAGCUGGAAUAUGGAUAGAAUAAUGGCAGCAGAAAACGGUAUGAUUCUUCCUCCGUUUAGCACAGCAAGACUUCUAUCCUCUUCAAAGCGAUCAUCGCAACAUUUUUUGAUGUACCUGCAAAGUGGCAAAAGCUCUAUGAGGGCCGAAAAUACGCCAUUGGCUGAAGCUGUGCCUGCAGUAUCAACAGCUAAUGUGAAUUUGUAUUCAAUGUUAGAGCUUACUCUCAGGGGCCUGAGCGAUUGCGAGGUGGCAUGGACUGACUAUAAUGGAGACGUUGUAGCAGAUUCGAGCUCGACAAGCAACCUCAAAGAGGCUGAUCAAUUUUACUCAGUAGGAAUGAACAGUCAAUUGCCAUUAUGGUUAAAAAAUCAUAUGAAUUUGUCACUUCAGAAAAGCGUGCCACAUCACGCUCUUAGCAAAGGAAGAUGCUUUGCCAAACUUGUGAGCGAUGAUUGCGUCGUGUUGGCAUUUUUUCCAUCCCUGGACACUCUGCAGGUUAGAAAUAAAGGAGCAUUCAUCGGUGAAAAUGAUAAAGGAAUGUCAAGUACGGCUUCUGAAAAGAAGGAAGUACCCGAAAAUCCUGCGCAGAUGUUUUCAGCUUAUGAGUCAGAGCAAGGAAAAUCAAAUCCACAUAAUGUGCGAAUGUCAGUGUCUGCUGAUGAUAUAGUCUUAUACCAAGAGCGUCGGCGCAACUUUCGUGAAAGUUACAAGUCUUGGAGAAUGGGACACUUUCAGGGGUCUCGUGAUGAGAAACAAAGUUACGGUCGAGACUUUCGAAAGCUCCGUCUCCCAUCGAUGCCCGAAGAUCAUGAAUUCUGUGAAGACGUCAGUCGUCGCACGUCGUACGGUUGUGAUUUUCACCUCUUGAUUGAGAGUAGUGGUGGACAUCUUGGCUCAGGCUUUUUUCAAGUUGCCUUUUACGAGUGCUCCCUCUCCCAAUUGGCCAAGAGCGUUCACGAUGACAGCAGCGAGACGCUCGACUGCGUGGAUCUGCCGCACACGAUUAUUAAACAGUUAUUUACAGAACGACGUCAUAAAUCGAGAGAUGAGCGGCCAACUGUACACCUUGAUCGAGGUGGAAUAUGGAGGAAGGCAUCCGAACGCACAUCACUGGAGUCCAACGAAAGCUCACAUUUUCGCUUGAGCUCUGAAACUGCACUUGCGUCUCAUCGAUUUCGCAAAAAGGUUAAAAGGGCGCAUGAGCAUAAUUUUUCGCGUGGUGUUUACAUGGCUCUGCGUGAUGGAGGCACCGUUCAACAUAGCGAUCUGCUUCAGGCGCUGUCAAGCUGCGUUGAAGUACCCACGGAUAUUGAUAUUACGUUAUUGUAUCGUAUGAUGGAGACAGCUGCUGCGCAUAAAUUUAGAUCGUUGAGCCCUGCUACAGCAGUGGUCUCAGCUGGCGUUGGAGCAGAAAUCUUACAGGAAAAGCUGAACAAGUCUUUUGAAACUAUAUUGUCGAGUAUCUUUGUCCCGAUUCCUGGAACCAGGUAUUACUAUUAUACGGGAAGUGAAAACACUAGCUAUGACGACGUGACUGGGACUGAGUAUGAGUUGCAUGUUCUCAUGGAAGAAUUGGACGAUGGAGAUGGCGAUGCUUAUACUGAGCAUAACAAAAAUGAUGAAGAUAGAAGUGUUGUUGCUACCAAUAUUACUAAAAGUAUUGAUACUUCUUGCCUGGAUGCAGAAGUUAGAGGAGAUGCUGAAAGUACGCGUCGCAAACAUGGUAGCUCAAAGGAAGAGGUAUCAAUUCCCAUUGUGACUUCAACCAAGGAUAAUUUGGAAAGUGAGCAUUACGAAGUGAAUGUCGAUGAGGAUGCCGAGUUUAACAAAGAAGUUGCUGUUGCGACUUCCAGCUUUUCAGUUCCUUUCUUCUUAAAAUUUGAAUGUCUCUUUCAAAACAGCUCACGCGAAAUUCGUUCAAAUUCUGCCGAUGCCCUAGCUGAUAAAGUUAUCGCUGACUCUGAAAUGCUUCUCGAUACUACCGCGCACGGUGACCUGCAGAAGGCGAUGGCUACGCACGAGUACCUGUCAUCGCCGAGCAGCCGUCGAAAGGAAUUUAAUGCUUUUUUGGAAUCUUUGCGAACUAGUCAGUCCUUUAAUUCAAUUGAUGUCACGCGAAUCGCUGAGUCAUUUACAAAGGUCCCCUCAGGUCGCAUUGUCUUACGCUUGAUAACGUUGACAUUGCAGAAUGAACAAUCCGUAAAUGGUGGCCGCCAGAUGCCGUUCGAAAUUGACAGCAGUCGGCAGGCUGGUAAAACGAACGGCCUGCGAUCAGUUCGCUCUCGCAGCUAUUCAUUGUUACAUCUGUUUCAGCGUCAGGUUCUAGCCCGGGUGCGAAAUGAUAUUAAAGAAUGGUGCAGCAUGGAGAUUCUGUCAAUUUUGAGAGCAGCCAACGAAAUUACUCCUGCCAUUGGAGGGUUAGUGCAGAGGCUGUUCGACGAUUUACCAAAGCAUGCUGUAACGGAGGCAAAGUUUCCUCUAGAUUUUGUAAGCCAUAGUCAAGCGACACCCGUGAAUCCGCUUGAUCUUUUCAAAUGCGAACUCGAAAAAGGUGACUUACUCAACGUUCAGUUUUGCAACGGCGUCUACUUUGUGGUAAAAAAUAAAAAGGUCAGCGGUGAGGGUGACAACCAUUCGGAUACGAGAAUUGAAAUCCCUUUUUGGGCUUACUUUGAAGUUGAGGCCGACCAUGUUUGUCUGCAUUAUCACCAUGCGGACCAGUUAAGGCCGUCUCGUAACGAGUGUAACCGCUUGGACGUUUUGACCCGUCUUCAGCUUGGGGUUCGUGCUGCAUGCCACCGUGUGAAUCAGUAUUUGUUAUUGCUGCAACUUCACGAAACACGAACAUGCAAUGGUCUACUUUUACCAGCAGACGGCAACUUACCAUCAAGUCCACAUUCACCAAAGCGGCGAGGUGGAUCACAAGGAGAUCUGAUACAAAGUAAUGGGCAGGGAAAUCAGUCCAAUUUCUUUUGGCCUGGUCAAUUCGAGUGCGACUUAUGUUACUCUGCAAUUUUUAAGCUACAUGAACGCUUGGCACCUAACUUCGCACUUAACAUGUUAUGUACGUCAGCGCUGGAGCAGUUCCAAGUGCACAAUCGACGCCACAUGUUUGUUUAUCGUGAUCGUGACGGCCGUGUAUUUUAUAUGAAAAUCAGCAUUUUUUACGACACAAACAUUUCUCCUGACCUGGGUACCCAGACGUUCGAAGAGCGACAAGAACGACAAGAACGCAAUAGCAUUGCUAGAUCGAAUACUGGAGGAAUAAACAACGCAGGUUUAACGAAUUCAUUACCAGCAACAGUGCCUUCUGGGGCUCCUUGCAUUCGGCUCGAAGUAUUCGGGGUAUCUGACGCCGGCGAAGAAGUGACGCAUGAGCUGUGUCGACUGCUAGAGAGGAAGCUAGAUGAAGGAACUCAAGUUGUGCUCAUGAAGUUGUUGGCGCGAAACACGAAAUUCCAGCUGAGCCCGACUGACUUAGCGUUUCUAUGCCCGCCUAAAGCAGAACCUAUAAGUACAGUUGAUUACAUUCUGCCAGCUAAAGUAGCUGAUUGGUGCACACUAUUGCAUUACUUGUCGCAAACACUCAAGUUGACACCGUACAUUCGUCCUGUCACAAUCGGUGAAUCAUUGCGCUUUCGAAAUUCACGAGAUACUGCGAAUCUGGAUACCCGACGCGUAAAUUUAAUACCGGCUAGCAGCACGUUCGGUUUGAUUGACGAAGAAGUCCCCAAGACGACUGACCAAAACACUCAUGAGCGCAUCUUUUUACAUGAUGGCGCAAAAGCUCUUUCUUCACAGGAUAGCGCUCAUAUACACCCCGCUUGCUUUGGUAUCCACCAAAAAUCAUGGGCUGACUUACAAAAAUGUUUAAGUUCAGCUGACGCGGCUACCCGAUCGCCUGUUUUCUUUUUUAAGAGACCCAAUGAAGAAUCGGGGAGUUCUUUUAAUGACUCAGCUUCUGGACCUGAAAUCAUAGCCCAGGCGUCUUACGUUCUAAAUCUGAAUCCAGACUUGCGACUAUCACAAGGAUUUUUGUCUCGAGUUGGAAAGGGGCUUGCUCUUACGCGGAUCGAUUUGAUUCGGAGCACCUCACUCGAAAAAUAUCUGGGAGACGAGGUCAAGCGGAGUUCUUCACGUACGAAGCGUAUGCACGACAUUCCUGGACUUGGGGAUUUGUAUUCAGACGAUACACUCUCCGAGGAUGCUUCAGCUAUCACGCAGUAUGUGGUGCGAUGCCAAAUAUGGAUCCGGGGCUCCUUACAUGCAAAAGAGGUGAGCCAAAUCAUGGAGACUUUUCUGGAUGAAGCGUUGUACGAUUUGCACUUAGAAGCGAUUAUUAAAAGAUUUCAGUCAUGUGGCGCCAACAGUGCGGAAGCGACUUGUAUAUCUGAUCUUGAAAGGAGAAUGCCUGCAGAUGUAAACACACUGGUGACACUCCUAAAGAGUGCAAGUCAAUUGCCAUCAUCAUCUGUUACUUGCCUUGGAAUGAAUGUUAAUGUCGCACCUUGGGAUCUUGAAAAUGGUAUCGCGCAGAUCCAGACCUUCUUGAACUGCCUUCCAUCUCAUUUACGGCCGGCAAUUUAUGCAAAGUCCCGGCGUACAGGUACUUAUGAAUGCGCUAAUAGGCAUACUUACUCGCUUCAAAACGAACCACCUCCACUCAAGUUUCGGCUGGUGGCGAAGCACACGGACAUGCCGGAGAAUUGCGAUGAUGCUGACUCGAGUGAUUCGGAUACAGAAACGGUUGCGACUGUGAGCUCUGCGCUUCAGCACAUUGAACCGCUGAUGCGAGCUGACUCUGUUCAUUCUGAGACAUCGGAAAUGGAUUCAGUAUCGGGGAGGGCGACCUUCGCGUGGACAUCUGCUGGUGCCAGCUCCGAUUUAAGUUUAAUCUCGCAAGUACCAACCGCGCUCUCGGCAUCGUCGACGAAUUCCUCAACAGUUGGAGUAAUGGCAGGCCUAACCAAUCGACCACACCUUUUGAAUAAAGGGACAUUUACAGAAAGAGACGUGCUGCUAUAUCCAAGCAGCAGCAAUAGUUUUCAUCGCCAUCACCAGCUUUUGACGUCUUGUGAACACGGGGAGAUCAAACGAUCCUUGUUCUAUGUGGUGGACUUGUCUACGAAUAAGGGCCUACGCUUUCUCGGUUACAACAUGAGCUCAGCUCUGGUAGAGGCCUUAGCUACGCAGUUGGCUCGUCUGUUGACAUGGAACUCACUUCGUGAAAAACUAUUGCGAAGUUUGUUGCUCGAAAAAGUCGGUCUUUCAGCAGCUGCUCCCUUGGGCGCUGUCGUAUCACAGCCUCGUAAUUUGUUCGUGACUUUCGGAAAGACGGAACAGAUUGGAAAAGGUGUCAGUCAGAAUCCAGUCGCGUUUUGCAAAGAUUCCGCGGUGCACUUCAUUGAUUAUGAAGCUCCUGUGCUGUCUGUACUGCAGUCGAACGAACGGUUUCCUCAAGUGUUGGAUCCAAGUCAUCUGCGCUCGAUCGAUGGCACCGCACUUGGAGUAUAUUUACGUGAGGCGCAAGCUCAACCGACUAUAGAAGCACUCGACCCACAAUACGCACGCCCUCGAGGGAGGAGUAAUACAAAUCUUAGUGGCUCUAUUGGCUCAUCAGGUAUUUCAGAUCUGACACGAGAUGUACCUGGACAAUCUUUGUCGCAACAGAGCUCACUUGGUAUCGGAGACGCCCCAACCAACUUAUUCCCAUUCGGGACAAGCCGCAGUGGAAUUGUUAGCAGCAGUAACGUCAUGAAUAGCAUGACAUCGUCCCCAAGUAAUCAGAUGAUAAAUUCGAGUGCUGCUUUGCCAAAUCCUAGUGGAGAUCGGGGUGAGACAACAGCUCGAAUACUUGGGGGGGGGAAAUCAGGAGCUGCAACUGCUUUGAUGGCAGCUCGGGCGCGAGCGAGGGGCGGAAACAGCUUUGCGAAUAAUCGAAUGGGUGGAAAACCGGCGGUAAAUGCAGGAAAUAGGGAUCCCAGAGAUCCUAGCGCAUUCACAAUCGUCUCUACCGAAGACAAAAUCGCGCCAUGGGAUUUGCCUUUGACGAAUAAGAAAGGGUCGAAAUCACAUAUUUUAGAAAAUGAGGUGGAAUCGAAAGCGGACAAAAGCCGGGAUGGUAUUUCUCCCACGGUGUCACAUGCGCAACAUUUCACCGGAUCGGAAAAAGUAGCAAAUACUGGCUUAAAGAGCACGCCCAGUGGAGCAAUUCGCCAUGUACGAAGAGGAUCCCGAAAUCUCAGUUCGUCUAUGAUAGGAUUAACGGCGUCUUCAUCUUCGUUAUCUGAGCUGACAUCACUGACAGCGUCUACUCACCGACGACUCAAUGACGACGCGUCUUUGUUGUAUCAAGGCCGAGUCCGCACUUCCUGGAAGAAGAAAUUGAAAUGUGUAUGGAGACCCCGUUUCUUGUUUUGUAGCCACACCAAGAGAUGGGAAAUGAAUGUUACAGAUUGCCGCCCGUUUCAAGAACUCGAAGAAGAUGAAAAUCAGCUUAACAAGAAACAUUCGCCUCUUCAAUUUUACUGUGCAGUUUUUCAAAAGCGCUGGGAAGCAUAUGAGACGCAAUCAAUCAGUCACACAGUGGACAUGAAGUUGUUACAAAAGCUUGCGUCGUUGCGUGCAGAAGAAGAGCUGGAGGAGCCUAUUUCAAAUGAUAUUGUGGAGAGUUUAAUAGAAAGCGGACAUACCUUGUUACAUCAACGCUUUCGAGCUGCUUUUGUGGAGCGAUGGGAAACAGCAGAAAUUAUUAGGUGUGUUCCUGAUAGCGACGAUGCAGGAGUCCUGCAUGCACUACAGUCAUGCAUGGAAUUAAUUCACUUACUUAGCUACAAGCGAGAGUUUGUGUUUGAUGAAGACGACUGCGCUGUGGCGAAACUUUACACAGAACAUACUGUCCUUAGCAUGGAUGCUAGUAUCGGAGCUGACAUCUGCACUAUUAAGCAGCAAGUUGCUACAAACUUAAUGCCGCUACGUUUAAAAGUAGUGCGCGAAUUUUACAACGAAUAUAUCGUGCAUUUGCGCACCCUAGGAUUUCGUCGGCUCUGGACAUUGACGGCUGGUAGCCAUGCACGUGCAUGCUCUGACGUUUCCAAUGCUGCAACAGCCGUUCACGAAGUUUCAGGUGAAGGAGGCUUUUCCGCAUACUUUUAUCAUUCGGAAAGAGCUUUAGAAAAAAUGGAUUGCUGGAAUUUGGGUACAAAUCAUCCCAAUUUGGAGUCAGCCUCUAUCGUUGUGCUUAAAGUAAUAUGCGACAACCAGGGUAUGCUACUGAAUGCUGUCCUUAUAAGCACAAAUGAUCUAAAGCAGCAAGACAUGUGUUUGCAGCAUCAUUUGGCUAGAAAUGCCGGACAAAAUGGUAUUGGAGUUUCAGGAGCAGAACUGCAAAGGGUGACGUCGUGGUUACGUGCUCAACUGCAGACACAAGCUCUCAUAUAUGGAUUUACUAUUCGUUAUUUUCAGCAGCAUUUGCUUCAGUGGUUGGGUGCCCUGUACAAGUAUCGUCAACGAGACAAUGGACAGAGUCAAACAGCUGGAAAGCCUUUACGUGAGAAUGAUACCCUUGCAGAGACGCCACCUCUGAUCUGGAAAAAAAUCUCCACUUUCCAAAAUAUUGUCAAAGGUCUUCAGUGCUUUUUGGAGGCUUUCCCGAACCCACCAGAAACAUUUAAAGCCUUUACAAUGUCGUCGCCAGCAACCAUAUAUACAGGUAACAAGCUCACGACAACAAAAUUGGCAGAGACUGAAGCACGCGAAAACGAUAAUAAUUGUUUAGCUUUGCGCUCAGUAAUGCACUCUCGGCGGAGUUCGACGAAACAGUUUCAUCACCAGCCGUCCAUUUCUUCGGCUUCAUCUGAAAUUGACUGCGCAGCAAAGUCCACACUGCCUUUGUCGAUGCUUUGGCGAGACUGUGUACUCCGCAUGAUAACGUUGACGUUACCAAAUUCCUUACUGCAAUCAAAUUGCUCGAGACUUAUUAUGCUACAAAUUUUAUUGCGGUACAUCGCGUGUCAUGGUUCGCGUUACAAGGUAAUCGACUUACUGCAGUUUGGUACUCCGGAUACAAUUGCGUGUCACUCAAUUACAGGAAGCUUUUUUCGUCGUCCUCCUAACGCAACACCGUCCACACAUGGCUGCCUAGGAAAUAAUUCGAGCGGAUAUUCGCUAAUAAUAACAACGCAACCAGUAGCUUACAAGCCUCGUGACAAAAAUUCGUUACAGCUUUUGCUUCUGAGGAGUGCUCCUACCGAAUCAGGUUCCGUAAUGGAGGUGCUUCCUGUUGAAGGUGCACUGGAAGAAGCUCAGCUUUUUACUCGAGAACUGUUCCGUGUCGCUGCUCAACACUAUGAACGUGAUCUACUGUGGUCUCGAUUGCUGUACGAUAACUCACGCGACCCCGGUUUUGACAUAGCUCACAAAUUGGCCCUUCCGUCAGAUUUGUUCUGCGUGGAAGUCGGGCCUCAGCAGCUGGAAGAGUGUCUUCGGUUUUCAAUCUGUACGCCUUUAGAGGCUUUGGAUCCGCGAUUAGACGAACUGCUUCGAGUAUCUGAUGUUUGCUGGCAGGAGCUUGCACUGCGACUUCGGGAUAUAUAUGCAGACCAACUGCGAGAGUUCCAGUUUCAAGAGGAAAAUGAAAAGAGCAAUCAUCUACUUCUACUCUGUCCCAACGCGUUUGAUCUGAUUAUCCACUUGACAUUUAUAUCGCCGAAAGACUCAGAGAGGCAGGGCGACGACAGAAUUGUGAGAGGUAACAAAUAUGACUGUAUUGAUUGUUUGAGCCAAAGUGAUGACAGUUUAGUCAGCAGCUCAAACGAAUUGUUUAAAAAAAGUGACUUACGCAUGGAAAUAUGUCGCCGCGAAGAGCCUAGCAACAAGCAAUUCACCUUUGCACAGCGGCGCUCUAUCUCUGAAUUUGUCAAUAGCAUCGUGCAUUGGCAGUGGCGAAGUCUCAUUUAUGAUUGA